AUGGAGGCCUGUUGUGACGCGGUUCUGGUCAAUGGAGAAGCGGUGGUGGACGAGAGCUCACUGACAGGAGAGUCAAUGCCACUGCACAAGACACAACUCAUAGACAACCACGAUCUCUAUGUCAAGAGAGGGGUGAGUCGCAAGUACACUAUACUGGCGGGAUCACAGAUUAGGGCUAUUCAUCCCAGCGCAGUAGGAGAACGAGUGCUUAUGCUGGCCAUGGAAACCGGGGCUUGGACUGAGCAAGGCGACAUGAUCCGCCGCAUUCUCUUCCCUAAUCCAGUGGAGUACCAGUUCACACAGCAACUGCCUCUGGUGUUCAUGAUCCUGUUUGUAUGGGGUGUUUUUGCGUUCGGCUUCUCAGUGUUUUUGAUGCACCAGGGCAAUGUGCAGUCCUGGUUCUACGGCGCGCUGGGAAUUACUCAGAUCAUCUCACCCAUGCUGCCAACUGUGUUGGUCGUGGGACAAACAGUAGCGGCUGCGCGAUUGCAGAAGGCGGGCAUCUGGUGUGUGGACUUCAGUCGAAUAGCAAUGGGAGGAUCACUCCAGACGUUUUGCUUUGAUAAAACAGGUUC
Molecule: messenger RNA, 575 nt
Organism: Sphaeroforma arctica JP610
Lineage: Eukaryota; Ichthyosporea; Ichthyophonida
Exons: 4
Cellular component (GO): membrane
Molecular function (GO): P-type transmembrane transporter activity
Source: RefSeq, a predicted model, not a curated record